Molecule: messenger RNA, 2492 nt
Organism: Cylicostephanus goldi
Lineage: Eukaryota; Metazoa; Nematoda; Chromadorea; Rhabditida; Strongylidae
Source: the annotation of a GenBank genome assembly
AUGAAUAUUAUAGGUAGUCCUCUAGCGCUGAAAAUGCGCACAAAAAUAGACAAUCGGAUACGAACACUUAUCGAAAAUGGCGUUGCUAAAGGACAUCGAAGCAUGUUCGUCGUUGUCGGAGAUAGAGGAAGGGAUCAGGAAGGCGAUCCCUUUGAAGUUUUCAUUUCCACUACGAAGAUUCGCUAUUGCUAUUAUAAUGAGACGCAAAAUAUCCUUGGAAACACUUAUGGAAUGCUGGUAUUGCAGGAUUUUGAAGCAUUGACGCCAAAUUUAUUGGCUCGUACCAUUGAAACCAUAGAGGGAGGAGGAAUUGUUGUAUUGUUGAUGAAAACUGUCAACUCAUUGCGGCAACUUUAUACGAUAACAAUGGAUGUGCAUAAUCGCUAUAGGACAGAAUCUCAUACACAAAUAGUUGCUCGAUUUAACGAGCGGUUUAUACUCUCGCUUGCAAGCUGCAAAAAUAUCGUCGUAGUCGAUGAUCAGCUGCAUAUUUUGCCAAUCUCCGGUCACAUCCAGUCGUUGGAGCCUGUUCAACCAUCCGUCAAGGGCGCACUAUCAGCAUCUGAGGCAGAGCUAAAAGCUCUCAAAGAAGGCAUGAAGGAUACGAAACCUGUUGGACCAUUGUUAAAUAAGUGUCGAACGGCUGACCAAGGAAAAGUUCUUCUCAGGCUCCUUGAUGUCAUUACUGACAAAGAUUUGAAUGUUACUUGUUCUAUAACUGCAGCCAGAGGGCGAGGAAAAUCUGCCUCGUUAGGCUUGGCCCUGGCUGGCGCAGUUGCAUUCGGUUACUCUAACAUCUUCGUUACAUCGCCAUCGCCUGAGAAUCUAAAGACCUUAUUCGAAUUUGUAGUAAAAGGCUUUGAUACGAUGGGCUAUCAGGCAAGUCCGCUUUUGAUAAAAUUCAGUUUAUUAGGGGAUUUAGCACUUGAACAUAUCGAUUUUGAGCUCAUCCAGUCGACUAAUCCCGAAUUUCAAAAAGCUCUUGUUCGCGUAAAUGUAUUCAGGGAGCAUCGGCAAACGAUUCAGUACAUUCACCCAUCAGAUGCUGGUAAGUUGGGACAAGCUGAGCUAGUAGUGGUCGAUGAGGCUGCUGCUAUACCUCUUCCACUGGUGAAGGAGUUGAUUUUUGGUCCAUACAUUGUGUUUCUAUCAUCCACGAUCAAUGGCUAUGAAGGAACCGGCCGCAGCUUAUCUUUGAAACUUCUUCAACAGCUUCGGCAGCAGUCUGCUGGAACUGCUAAGGGAGAGAAAUUAGCUGCAAGCAAAGGAAGAAAGCUGCACGAGCUCACUAUGGAAGAAAGUAUAAGAUACAAACCUGGCGAUGAGAUCGAACAAUGGCUCAACCGAAUUCUGUGCUUGAAUGCUGCCAAUAUCAAUACAAAGCUCUCAUGCGGGACUCCACCUCCAAGUGAAUGCGAAUUGUAUUUCGUGAAUCGCGACACACUAUUCUCAUUCCACAAAGCUUCAGAGCAGUUUCUUCAGCAAAUUAUGGCAAUAUAUGUGGCUGCGCAUUACAAGAACUCCCCUAAUGACUUGCAGAUGCUGAGUGAUGCUCCUGCUCAUCAUCUUUUUGCGUUGAUGUCACCCGUAAAGGGAGAUCAAUCAUCUGUACCUGAGGUACUAGCCCUGGCACAAGUUUGUCUUGAAGGGAAUCUUUCCGAAGGAACUGUUGCUGGAGCUCUGGGUACGGGAAAGCGUGCAGCUGGUGAUUUGCUGCCGUGGACUAUCUCACAGCAAUUUAUGGACCAUGAGUUUCCGACUUUGUGUGGUGGUAGAGUUGUUCGGAUAGCUGUUCACCCAGAUUUCCAAUCUAUGGGUUAUGGCUCACGAACUCUCGAACUGCUUGAAGAGUACUACUUAGGCCAUGUUCCUUCUGUCGAGGAGAAUGUGAAGGAAAGCGUGAAGACAGUGAAGGAUGGAAGUACGGUAGCUCUGCUGGAAGAACAAAUUGCGCCUCGCACUGAUCUCCCUCCCUUGUUGAUGCGCCUCAGUGAGAGAAAAGCUGAGCGUCUUGAUUAUCUAGGAGUGUCUUUCGGUCUGACUUUGGAUCUGUUGAAAUUUUGGAAAAAGAGUGGUUUUGUCCCCGUGUAUCUGAGACAGACGCCUAGUCCCCUCACUGGAGAAUACACGUGUGCUAUGUUGAAGCGACUGAACGAAGAAAGCGACUCAUCUUCUUCGUGGUUAGCUGCGUAUUUUCGUGAAUUCCGGAAGAGGCUUCUUUCUCUGCUGUCGUUUGAGUUCAAGAAACUACCAAUCAAUUUGGGCCUGUCUUUGUUGCAAAUUCGAAACAAAGAAGUUCUAGCAGCGCUUCAAAAUGAUCGAAAAGUCAUCACUCGAGAGCAGUUGUCCAUGUUUUUGUCCAAUGUUGAUCUCAAGCGGUUAUCGGAAUAUGCGAGGAAUCUGGUUGACCAUCAGAUGAUAACUGAUCUGCUUCCAACUAUCUCAAAACUAUAUUUUGGAGAUAAUUUGAGAGAAAAUGUAAGUUAUUAAUG